ACCUUGUUGUGUUUGUGUUUCCAGGGUCUCCCACAGUCAGAUCACUCGCCUCUACAGCCGCUUUCACAGUCUCGAUAAAGGAGAAAAUGGAGCGCUCAGCCGAGAAGACUUCCAGAGGAUUCCCGAGUUGGCCAUAAAUCCUCUUGGCGAUCGGAUAAUUAAUGCCUUCUUCCCAGAGGGUGAGGAUCAGGUGAACUUUAGGGGCUUCAUGAGGACUCUGGCUCACUUCCGUCCUGUGGAGGAUAACGAGAAAAACAAAGACCCGACUUCUGGAGAGCCGCUCAACAGCAGGGCCAACAAACUCCUCUUUGCUUUUCGGUUAUACGACCUUGACAGAGACGACAAGAUCUCUAGAGACGAGCUGCUACAGGUUUUGAGAAUGAUGGUGGGCGUGAAUAUUUCUGAUGAGCAACUGGGAAGCAUUGCAGACAGAACCAUACAGGAAGCUGACACUAAUGGAGACAUGAGUAUCUCAUUCAGCGAGUUCACCAAGGUAUUGGAAAAAGUGGAUGUCGAACAGAAGAUGAGCAUCCGCUUCCUUCACUGAAAACCAGAUGUGUUCUGAACUCUGACUGGAGACCAUCAGUGUCAAUAGAAAUAAGAUACGCUCCCAGAUUCUUCUCUCUGUGGGCUGAUUCAUCCUUUUUAAACAUGAUCCUCUUGUCAUCAUGUUACGUUUAUCAUGUUACGUCUAUCACUCUUGAUUUGCUGUUGCACUAGAAGGCCGGAUCCAGUGCCUUCACUAUUCUCAAAAGUCACAGCGGCUUUUGUCUUGUAAAAUUAUAUUUAUUCUGGCUGUGAAAGCAGCUGAUUAAAACUUUCCAAAUGGCGAAGCUGUCACUGAUAUCGAUACUGGUGGAUGCUUGUUGUCAGGCCCAUUUCGUCACCAACUUAAAGGCCAAAUCUUCCCAGAAGAUUUGUAAGGGUGGAUAAGGCAGUUUUCAUUCUCGUAAUUUAUAAUGAUCUUAAGUCAACACAUAAGAGGGAGUGAAAAGGCAGAAUGCCUCUUUUAACUCAGAAAAAUGUGUUUUUCACUGAAUUUGAGUGAAGGGUUCUCUUUAAAUUCCUAAUAAACAGAAGAGAAGCAGUUCA
This is a messenger RNA of Cyprinus carpio (common carp), 1092 nucleotides long. Its product is annotated as calcineurin B homologous protein 1-like. NCBI's taxonomy places the organism in Eukaryota, Metazoa, Chordata, Actinopteri, Cypriniformes, Cyprinidae. The transcript is spliced from 6 exons. Gene Ontology annotation, molecular function: calcium ion binding. The record is from RefSeq and is a predicted model, not a curated record. The annotation marks the transcript as partial.